AGGUCUCGGCCCGGCCCGUCAAGGUUUGUUCACAUGCCACGCUCCACAUCCUUAUCGGCCUGAUCACUGUAGGCCCGCCCUGAUCCCCAGAGACAGGUGCAGACCGGGGGUCCAGAGGCCCGCGCCGGGAACGCUAUUUUCCACCCGGCAGCCACGGAGAGAGGACAACAUGGCAGCUCGCUCUGGCUCCGACGAUAAGGACAUAGAGGGUUAAAGCUCCGGCUAAGGUGGCCCCGCGGGGCGGACGGCGAUCUCUCCUAUCCUCACCCCUCACCGGUCUGGGUACGGGGCGGGGACGAGUCGCUUUUGUUCUGGGAAGCUGAGAACAGGCCCACAGGAAGGGAUCUGGGGCGGACGGGCAGCACGGCCGCGGCAGGAAGCGGAGGAGCAGGGAAGGUCCGGUCCUUGCCUCCGCACAACAGCGAGCCAGUCCCUGCCGCACAGCGCAGCCUGAAGGACGGACAGCCCGAAAACGCUCCCGCCGUUUUUUUUCUUUCUCCCGGUGGCCUUCCUCACCUUCGAGGACAGGGGGGGGGGGGGGCGGGGGGGGGUCACCUCCUUUUUUUGCGAGGUUCUCUGGGACUUAACUUAACGGUGGAAGGCGCUGGCUAGACGUCCCGUCCUCGUACCUACUCCAGUCCUAUAUGAUGUCUGUCCUCCAGAGGCUGGCAGGGAGGUUGUUCCAGCGAGCAGGGCCCUGUUUGGGAGACAUGGGCAGCGGAGAGGGCAGAGACGGUCGGCCAGAGGAGGAGCCAGAGGCCUACUUCUGGAUGAAAGAGUUUCUCGCCAAAGCCAAAGAAGAUUUCCUCAAGAAAUGGGAGAAUCCAGCCCAGCAAACUGCGGCUCUGGACCAGUUUGAUCGUCUGAAAACCCUGGGCACGGGAUCGUUCGGUCGAGUCAUGCUGGUCAAGCACAAAGAUUCAGGCCAGCAUUUCGCUAUGAAGAUACUUGACAAACAGAAGGUGGUGAAACUGAAGCAGAUUGAACACACGCUGAAUGAGAAGCGCAUCUUGCAAGCAGUCAGCUUCCCUUUCCUGGUGCGGUUGGAGCACUCCUUUAAGGACAACACAAACCUGUAUAUGAUCAUGGAGUACGUCCCCGGAGGAGAGAUGUUCUCCCAUUUAAGGAGAAUUGGCCGCUUCAGCGAGCCGCACGCCCGCUUCUACGCCGCCCAGAUCGUGCUGACGUUCGAGUACCUGCACUCGCUGGACCUCAUCUACCGGGACCUGAAGCCUGAGAAUCUGCUGAUCGACCAGCAGGGCUACAUCCAGGUGACGGAUUUCGGCUUUGCCAAGCGGGUGAAAGGCCGGACCUGGACGCUGUGCGGCACCCCCGAGUACCUGGCCCCGGAAAUCAUCCUGAGCAAAGGUUAUAAUAAAGCUGUGGACUGGUGGGCUCUCGGGGUGCUGAUUUAUGAGAUGGCUGCCGGCUACCCUCCCUUCUUUGCGGACCAGCCCAUCCAGAUCUAUGAGAAGAUCGUAUCGGGGAAGGUGCGCUUCCCCUCCCACUUCAGCUCCGACCUGAAGGACCUGCUGAGGAACCUGCUCCAGGUGGACCUGACCAAGCGCUUCGGGAACCUGAGGAACGGCGUCAACGACAUCAAGGGCCACAAGUGGUUCGCCACCACCGACUGGAUCGCCAUCUACCAGAGAAAGGUGGAGGCCCCGUUUAUUCCCAAGUGCAAAGGGCCCGGCGACACCAGCAACUUUGACGACUACGAGGAAGAGGAGAUCCGGGUCUCCUUCACAGAGAAGUGUGGGAAGGAGUUUGCCGAGUUCUAGACCCAACCAGGAGGAGUGGAAAGAGACAGGCAUGUAGAGAGAACCGGGGGGACAAAAAACGAAAGGAAGCCGGAGGAGAGGUGUUAAGCUGGACUGCUUACUUGCAUCUUGUAUUGACGACAUCAACAAUGUAACCUCCCCCCCCCCCCCCUCCCCUCCCCCUCCCACACACCCCCCUCCCCGAACAAAGAACAAGUUGACAGAGAGAAGAGGAAGGACCCGACAGAACCGGCAGUGUUGCUUAUUCUGAUUUGUGUCUCACCUGUUAUCUAUCCAUUGUUUUGUUGUUGUCAUGUUUUCCCUCGUGCUCAUGGCAGGGGCUGGAGAGCCGAGGGGCUCCAGCCCCCUUCUCUUGGGUCUGAAUCUUUCUGCAGGUAGAGGGACACAUGUUGGAUCUUGGCAGGGUAAGGCCUCGACGUUCUGUUCCGGUACUGACGCCGCUCAGCCCCUCCUGAGUGGGGGUCCUCAUCCUCGCGCCUCUUAAGAACGAAGGCGUCCUCUCCCUCGUUUUGUGAGUCUUCAACCGGUCCAAUCUCGUCACCCUGAGCCCCCGUCCCCCACCCACCCACCCUCCUCCCCCUGCCCCUUCCUGUCUCUCCGUCCUGAAUCUGUCCAAGCAAUACCAAGUCCAACAGACGUGCCUAUCAUUACGCCAACUGGUUGCGAAACCGUGUCGAAAGCAUUGGUGCAGAGCUUUGGCUAUGGUGGCAUCAGCCCUUGUGCCCGUUCUAGUUGAAGCUUGAAACUCUGCACACGCCUUUGUCCGCUCGUGGCAUGAUUAUUGGGUACAGAGGAUUCACUCACUGCUUGCAGUUCAGGCAACGCUGACCACUAUGAUCAGAGUCAAAAAUCAUUUUAUCUGUACGAAUUUCAUCUAGGUCUUACUCUCUUUUUUUUCGGGACCUGUGGGGGGGGGGGGGGGGGGGGGGGAGUGUACAUGAGCUCAGCAUUUCUAAUGUCAAGUCUGUCUUCUCAACUAAAUUUAUUAGAGCAUUUUUAAAUCUUUUUGGUGAUCAUUUUGUCCUUUCCAGUCAGUAUGUGCUUGUGUGUUAUUUAGUGUUCUAGGGUGGGUUAAAAGCAGUGAUUUGGCAGUGAACUAACAUUUUGAUCUCACACUCCUGGCUAUUGUUUAUUUAAUUAAAAGCACAUGUAUACAUGUAUGUUGAUAUAUAAUAGCUAUUAUCCAUAUUUUUCCCAUCAUUGUCUCAUAGCUUUGAAACCGUAAUGAAGAUUUCAGAAAUAAAUAGGUAUGAUUUCUGCCAAAUUUGCAAAUUAAGGACAUUGCUUAAUUAAAGGUUUCUGUUAGUUAACUGUGAAGAUGGUGGGUUUUAAUACGCAACAAAAGUAGCAAAAACGUUUAAGCAAAAGUUGCAUGUUAUUUUUGUACUAUAUCACUUUUAAAAGUCAGGUGUAAAAGCGUGCGCUCUGGGUUGGGCAGUGGAUCAUGAGACGGAUACUGAGGUGAGUGUUCAAACUGACACUCAGCUUUCUGGAAUGGUUUAAGGCCCACUUUUUUUUGCCAGAAAUCAUGGUUGAUUGUUUUCAUUCAGUGUUCAAGCGGUUUGCUGAUCUAAUUGUCCAUUUAGCAGCUCUACUCAUCCGGCUUUUGCGUUUUCUCUUGUAUUUUUCCCUGAAAUGAAACACUUUAGAAUAGGUCCCCAGUCAGAUAUAAAAACUGUCAGGACUACAGACAUGCGUGGAUGAAAAUUGUAUUUUUCUUCACUUAAUGACAACGUAUGUAUAAAGAUCUGCUAUUAGGAGGGUAUUGUGAAGCUGUCCUGUGAAUAUCCUUUUUUGGAAAGUGGAUCAUCUUUGGAUGCAAGACAAUCGCAACCCAAAUCUGACGGCUGGUUUGUAGACGUGCGUGGUGAAAAUGGAGCACAUUGUCUUGGUUUAGCAGUUUCUCCACAGGCUGCGUUGUGCACUUAUUUAAAGAUAAUGAGCAUUGUAAUAGUAUAACCAACCACUGUUGGAAAUCGUAUGGGCCCUCAACAGUCAGCAGCAAAUGUUUGGCCCUUCUUGUACCCUUCAGAAAGCAUUUCUGUGAUUACUCCUUAAGACGUUUGCCAGUCUGUGUAUGUGGUUGUUGUCGAAAGCAUUAACAUUUAAUCCAGUUUGUCUGAUUAAUCUGGAUGUGUCUGGUGAAAAGAGGUGGUUCUAGAGAAACUUGGAAAAACCCGUAGUCAAGGCUGUUUUAAAACGACACAAUUUUUUUCCAUUUCAAACCCACAUUUCCGAUGCAUCUGUAUGGCAAUUUUUUGCAUGCUGCAGAACAAGUGAAGAGCAAAUGAUACCUUAGGCCUGUUUAUUGUAUGUGACACUAGGAUUUGAAACCAUUCAUAGCCCACUAAUAUUCUGCUAGUGUCACCGAUGGUCUGUUUGAGGGUAACUGAGAGCAGUGGAGUGCCACCUACAGGUAUUCACUCCUCUCAGCUGCCUUGCCAAGGCCCCUCCAAAGCACACCCGUCAGAUAAGAUAUGGUUUAUAGAAUUGUAAAGAAGAAAAACUCGCUGUUUGGGAUGACAUGGACGGUCAUUUUCAUGGUUUGCAGAUUGCUGGAUCUGACAAACAGCUCUAGCUUUUGAGUUUUGGAAUACGGAAGGAGACAUAAGCUUCAAUAAACCUGAGACAACGAAGGCAUUACAUUCUUUGUUUUGGCUUCUCUUAUCAACCUCCUGUCAAAAGAAUGAGUUUCUUUCUUUUACUGCCCUUUGUCAUUUGUUCCCAUUACCUUGUCUGUGGUAAUCUUCAAUCCUCUGUUUGCACCUAGUUCCAUUCACUUCAUCUGAACGUUUCACAUUUAACAUCAUGGAGAAAAAAACGUUAUUUUCACAUCUUCUCAGUGUAUUUUCAAAAACAUGAAUAUAUUUUUUCUCCUCCUGACCUGGGUACAGUGAUGGUGUAGUCUAUUGUGCCCCUUUGGGUAACAAUAUGUAUAUCUCUGCCUUUGACAGUCUUAACUAUCUUACCUUCUGGAGAACUUGACAAAUACCCUUAGGACACAAUGAGUAUGUUAAGAAAAUACAUAAAGUAAUAUUUUGCAACAUGUAUCAUUCCAAUAAAGUUUUACUUGUUGAAACUAA
Messenger RNA from Hypomesus transpacificus, 4864 nucleotides. It is a transcript of the gene prkacaa, whose product is annotated as protein kinase, cAMP-dependent, catalytic, alpha, genome duplicate a. Gene Ontology annotation, cellular component: nucleus; cAMP-dependent protein kinase complex. The coding region runs from base 645 to 1781 and encodes 378 amino acids. Gene Ontology annotation, molecular function: cAMP-dependent protein kinase activity; protein kinase A regulatory subunit binding; ATP binding. NCBI's taxonomy places the organism in Eukaryota, Metazoa, Chordata, Actinopteri, Osmeriformes, Osmeridae. The transcript has 10 exons. Gene Ontology annotation, biological process: peptidyl-serine phosphorylation. The record is from RefSeq and is a predicted model, not a curated record.